Messenger RNA from Pseudozyma hubeiensis SY62, 846 nucleotides. RefSeq lists its product as hypothetical. The record is from RefSeq and is a predicted model, not a curated record. The transcript has a single exon. Lineage: Eukaryota; Fungi; Basidiomycota; Ustilaginomycetes; Ustilaginales; Ustilaginaceae. Bases 1 to 846 code for a protein of 281 amino acids.
AUGCGUGCCUUCGCGUCCAUCGCACUCGCCGCCGUUGCGCUGGCCUCCUUCUCCCACGCAGCCUCCAUCAAACUCCCCACGCUCUACUCUUGCGAGCCUGCUGCCAUCCGCGUCUCGGCACAGGGCAACUACACCAUCGAAGGUCGCGACGGUACAUCCAACAAGCUCGUCUUCCGAGCGCACGUCAAACAAGGCGUCACCUCUGUCAACUGGGAUGCUGUCGACCUCGCCGCCAACGCUACCGCCCUCAUCGCUGUUACCGAUCAGAUCUCGGCAAGCCAGACAUCCAACGAUGCAGUCCAAGCGCUCGUCCUCGCCAACCCAGCCGGCAACACCACCUGUCUCGUCAAAGACACUGACCAUCGCAGCACUUCAAAGCAGAAAAGCAUGGUCGCCACUAUCAUCGGCAUCGCAUUAGGUGCCUUCUUCUUGCUCGUGAUCCUCUUGAUCGCAGGCAUGAUGUACAGGCGUAAAAGGGAGAGGUUGGAAAAAGUCGAAGAAGACAGCCUCGACCUCAACCACAGCUACACCCACGGUACCAUCCCCGCAGGCGGAAGCUACAUGGCACGACUCGUCCCCGGCCUCAAACUGCAAGAAGCUCGUCCGCUCCCCCGAGAUCCCGUCUUGGAAUCCGAACAAGCCACCUACUCUUCCACCAGGAGAGGCACGCAGUACUACAAGAACGACUCCAGCUUCGACAUGCCAUACAGGCACCAAUGGCAUCAGCCUUCCAAUCCCUUCGCCGAGCAACACGCGUCAACGACACGUCAAGAUCACGAGCUGCUCUACCAGCAACACGAAAAAUCACAAUCCUCCUUCGUCAGCCACCACAACAACUUGAAAUGA